Molecule: messenger RNA, 603 nt
Organism: Rhodamnia argentea
Lineage: Eukaryota; Viridiplantae; Streptophyta; Magnoliopsida; Myrtales; Myrtaceae
Product: non-specific lipid transfer protein GPI-anchored 15-like
Exons: 2
Coding region: 158-526 (122 amino acids)
Biological process (GO): systemic acquired resistance
Molecular function (GO): fatty acid binding
Source: RefSeq, a predicted model, not a curated record
GCCUCCAAGCCCCACCAAGCCUCUCACCAACCUCACCCCACUAGCGUGCCCAUUGCCAUUGCCCCUCCAAAUUUCUAAGUCCAUAUAAAUCUUCCUACCCAGUUCCUGAAAGCCCACCUUCAUAAAAAUCUAUCUGAAAUAGAUUUGAGACUAACAAAUGGCUUCCAAACCUAGUGGGUGCCCUUGCCUAGCCACCUUGGUCCUCUUCCUGGUGUGCUCGAUGGCUUCUCUCCAAGGAGCCAUUGCCGCCGGGGAGUGCGGGAAAACGCCCAUCAGCACCGCGGCGGUGAGCCUGAGCCCGUGCUUGAGCGCGGCUGGGAAUGCAAAGGCCAAGGUCCCUCCCGCUUGCUGCACUAAAGUCGGCGCGCUCAUCGCGACCGCACCCAAAUGUCUCUGCGCCGUUCUCCUGUCUCCUCUAGCCAAGCAGGCUGGGAUCAACCUUGGAAUCGCUAUCACCAUCCCUAAGAGGUGCAACAUCAAGAAGAGACCCGUUGGAAAGAAGUGUGGAAAGUACACUGUUCCAUAAGAACGAUGCAAUCCUGGCUCGAAGGCCAUGCGCACCCUGGUCAGCUUUUUCUGGAUAAAAGCUUAGAAAUGAUAUGU